Messenger RNA from Clonostachys rhizophaga, 3336 nucleotides. The record is from the annotation of a GenBank genome assembly. NCBI's taxonomy places the organism in Eukaryota, Fungi, Ascomycota, Sordariomycetes, Hypocreales, Bionectriaceae.
AUGACCUGGGCUCCGAAGGUUGAGCCCAGGUUUCAGAAAAACGGCAAGCCAGCCGCCUCUUAUGGCGUUAAGCUAGCACUAAGCGGCACGAUCUCGUUGGUGACUGGAAUGUUUCUCUGUGGUUUAGUCGUCGAAAGGAGCGCAGAAAAGGAGGUUUAUAAAGCUAAGGAGGGCCAUGAGAUCCGCAUUUACUGGAUUCAGCAGAGCCAAACCGUCAGUGAUCAAGUCUUCGAAUCAUUUGCUGUGCUUCCGAAGCAAGAGCUUCAUCUUGCGAGCAUAAUCAAGUCAACUCGGCAUCGAGAUCUUCGCAACGCCUCAAAAAGCGGCAAGAUGCCUACGAGUUUACAAUGGAUGACCAUUAUUGGUGUUUGCUUCGGUUUGUCUGGCUUCAUCCUCCAAUUCAUCGGUCUCAGAGCCAUGAACUCGGCUGCGCCACUCACACAGCUGGGUGCCGUCGCCUUCAUGACCGCAUGUCGAGCAUUCGCCCGACCUAGAUUCUCAAGUCGUUUUGAGAGACAGAAGCUCCUCUCUGGAUUCGAACUCGACUGGGAACAACUACAAUCCAAUCAACAAGAAUCCAAUCAACAGCAAUCCAAUCAACAGCAAUCCAACGAGCAGCCAAGAUCAAAUGAGCAACCAAGAUCAAAUGAACAGCCACAAAUCAAUGAGCAACAAAAGCCUGACAAACCGAUUGCUGGAUCUUGGGCUGUUCUCACUGGCGAAAUGUCUAAGUACAAGGCCCUGAAACCACUCACAAAAGAGAGGAAUAAGACGGAAGCACACGAGGUACUGGUUGCACGCCGGGAGCUUUGCAAACUCGCCAAAUUCCAAGGUCAGACGUCGACAGAAGCCAUUAAUCUCGCCAUGGCAAUUGAAGCAGCGCUACAAACUCUAUUUCCAAAGGGCCCUCCUAAAUCGACUGCUGGGGAAUCUUCCAACUCACAUAUAUCGCCUUCCAAAUCAACUGCUGGGCAAUCAUCCAAAUCAAGCAUAUCGCCUUCCAAAUCAACUGCUGGGGAAUCUUCCAAAUUUUAUAUAUCACCUCCCAUAUUGACUGCUGGGGAAUCUUCCAAAUCAGCCACAUCACCUCCCACAUUGACUGCUGGAGAAUCUUCCAAAUCAGCCACAUCGCACAACCUACAGGGCGAAGGCUUUCGAUGGCUGGUCAAUGUCACACACAACAGCUCGGAUUUGACUAAUAGUCCGGAAAAAGAAACUCAAGGGGAAGUGUGGUUUGAUUUGAAUUACGCUGAUAAUUCCUGGCACGUGCUGGCAGACAGCCUUGAUGCAGCACUGUCAUUGUGGGUUUACACAAAGCAGCAGUCAGACAGAAGUGAGGAUGACACCACCAACUGCGUGGGCAAAGAGAAUGACGAGUGGCUCCGUCGCAAAGUCCCACAGCCAUGUUUGAGAUUUUUUGACCCGGGCGAGAUGUCCAAAGCACAACUUCUCCAAGACCUGGAAUGGUGGGUGCCGCAAAGCACUGACCAUCUAUUGGAGGUUGAAGAAAUUGCAGACUCGGCCCAUGGGCAGACGGAGCCUACUGGUUCCAAAGACUUUCAUGCGGCCAGAGUGGUUGGCUGUAGUCCUUCCUCAACUAGCAAUAUAAGGCUUUUAGAGUUCAAAGAAGAUGAAAACUCGACGGAAGGACCGACGACAGAAGGACCGAAGGCAGUACAGACGGAGCCUACGAAUUCCAAAGACUCUCACGCGGCAAGAGUGAUUAGUUGUAGUUCUUCCUCCACCUGCAACACCAAGGCCCAGAAACGCAGUUUUCGGACUUUUUCUCCAAGCAUGGAAAAUAACAAAAGGACCCUCGCAAUCGAGCCACGGGAUUCGUUGGAACACCUCUACGCCAAGGACCUCCUUUUCUCCUUCAUGUGUUCAGCUGCAAAGACACCUGGUGCAGCCAUCAAGGGCAGAGUUGAGGUACAAACAACAGCUACUAGCAACCAAGCACCCAAAAUCCUUUGGCAUAGAGAGUUGGCGAGACUGGGUGAUUUCUUCUCGUCAAGCAGUUUUGGAACUGAUCAGGAAGCCCUGGUGAACGUCAUUGCACCUCCCAGUAUGGGUGGGAUCCUGCCGUUUCCACACGUUUUCCUCGAAUUAGUGCGCAAUGAAGUGGCAGAAUGUUUCCAAUCGGGAGUUGAAUCGUCUGCCCAGAACAUUUACUUUGACCUUUUAGCGCAGAUGGGGAGCUAUGCAUUGGGGGAUAGCGGUCUUUACGAGUCCAUGUUAGCAUUCGUGUUGGAAGUGCAUAAUGACGCCGCGCACCAAGCUCGUUGCCUGAACAUAGGCAGCAAAGUAGUGCAUCGACCCAUGGCCGCUUUAGCGCUCGAUCUCGAGAGCUGCAUCCAUAACCACAUUCAAAGACGUAAAGUGAAACCCGAAUUCUUCUGUGAACUUAAAAGGCUCUUCAACACAUCAAGACGAGAGCUGAUUGCUGAUUUAUCACCAUCCCCUUGCAAUGAUCAGAGAGGUAAGAAUCCUAAUGCAGAUGGUAGCUUUGAUAGCCAUCAUGGCUUCACCACCAAAACGUUUCCGCCAUAUUUCAACCUCGCUCCAUCACACAUUCUUGCAUUGGAAGGUUCAUUCGCUGAGGAGCAAGCCGACACGAGAGACUUUUGCGGGCGAACUCCACUCCAUUAUGCUGCAAUGAAGGAUGAAAAUGCUGAGGCUCUGGGAGACUACCUUUCAGAAAAAAUCUCCGAGGCUCUGGGGAGCCACCUUUCAGAAAAGCAAAAAGAUGUCGACGUUAACGUCAAGGAUCACCGCGGAUAUACCCCAUUACACUAUGCGUGUGCGCUUGGUAGUCACAACAAUGUGUAUGUCUUGCUGCAUUUCCAUGCGAAGCUUGACAAUCAAGCCAUCGAUGGCAUGUAUCCCAUGCACUUGGCAGCUCGCGAGGGAAAAGUGGAAGUAAUCAAAGCAAUUCUGGAUCACGAAGCACACCAGAGAUUGACAGACUCACAACGGAGAUUGAUGACAGACUAUAAUGGUCUUUUGCCGAUACAUUGGGGUGCGAUUAACGGCCACGAGAAGGUCAUACAACAGCUGGAUGCAGACAUUAAUGUGGCCAGUACAGGAGACUGGACACCGCUUCAUCUAGCCGUGUUGCACGACAAGCUGGACGUUGUCGAGGCGCUUCUCGAACUUCCUGUGGACAAGAACAAGACGAACAAUGGCGGCGAAACAGCCUUGUCGUUGGCCCUUCACAUGGGCAACGUGGAAAUUGCUAAGCUGAUCGAGAAAGGCGCGAAGCCCAAACACGUCGGUCGAUUCGGUGACACCCCACUCCACGGUCUGAGUCGUCAACAUCAAGAAGCAGUGCAGUAG